CCUUUUUUGCGCCGAGGCAGUCCGAGGGUCAUUCAGGCUUAAGUCCUGUAAGACCGACAUGGCUGUUUGUGUGUUGUGUGCGGUAACUCUGUGUUGCUGCACCACAACAGCCCCCUUGUCCGGGAAGGACCGUUGGCCCGAACCAAGUCCCCCCACCCAGUCAGCCCGGGUUGUGGGGGAGUACCGGGGUCAAUGUAUCGAAUGAUGCUGGGUUGAUGAGUACACGAAAGCUCAUGGACGCGGCGCCUUCAAAGGUGCCAAGUCCUCUUCCCAUCUGACAACGGUAUUUUCUCUGUCUCAGCCUACGCAUCAGCAGCACCAGCAUGUCCGGACGCGGCAAAGGCGGCAAGGCGAAGGGCAAGAGCAAGACGCGUUCCAGCCGCGCGGGUCUCCAGUUCCCCGUGGGCCGUAUCCACCGUCUCCUGCGCAAGGGAAACUACGCCGAGCGCGUCGGAGCGGGCGCUCCCGUCUACCUCGCGGCCGUCCUCGAGUACCUGGCUGCCGAAGUGCUCGAGCUCGCUGGCAACGCGGCUCGUGACAACAAGAAGACCAGGAUCAUCCCCCGCCACCUGCAGCUCGCCAUCCGCAACGACGAGGAGCUGAACAAGCUGCUCUCCGGCGUGACGAUCGCGCAGGGCGGCGUCUUGCCCAACAUCCAAGCUGUGCUUCUCCCAAAGAAGACCGAGAAGAAGGCGUAA
Messenger RNA from Dermacentor andersoni, 698 nucleotides. The record is from RefSeq and is a predicted model, not a curated record. NCBI's taxonomy places the organism in Eukaryota, Metazoa, Arthropoda, Arachnida, Ixodida, Ixodidae.